Ornithorhynchus anatinus (platypus) is the source of this 600-nucleotide messenger RNA. RefSeq names its product late cornified envelope protein 2A-like. The transcript has a single exon. Gene Ontology annotation, biological process: epidermis development. Bases 1 to 378 code for a protein of 125 amino acids. The record is from RefSeq and is a predicted model, not a curated record. Lineage: Eukaryota; Metazoa; Chordata; Mammalia; Monotremata; Ornithorhynchidae.
AUGUCCUGCCAGCAGAACCAGAAGCAGUGCCCGCCCCCGCCCCAGUGCCCCCAGCAGUGCCAGCCGCCGCCCAAGUGCCCCCCGAAGUGUCCCCCGAAAUGCCCUCCCAAGUGCCCUCCUAAGUGCCCGGCUCCGUGCCCUGCUCCGGCCUCGUGCUGUGGCUCCAGCUCUGGGGGCUGCUGCGGCUCUAGCUCUGGGGGCUGCUGCGGUUCCAGCUCGGGAGGCUGCUGCGGUUCUAGCUCGGGGGGCUGCUGCGGUUCCAGCUCCGGGGGCGGCGGCUGCUGCCUGUCUCACCACCAUCACCGCCGGCCCCGUCUCUUCCACCGCCGCCGGCACCAGAGCCCCGAGUGCUGCGACGACAAUUCCGGCUGCUGCUGAGUUUAUCUCUGGGCUCACACCACCAAUGCGCCCACUCCCAUCCUAGCCUGCCUCCCUCCCCCUAUCCUAGGGGAAGGACUGGAAGCCCCCACCACGUCCAGCCUGGAGUCUACCGGCCUCUCUCCACCUCCUUCUUUCUCCUUCCACCUCUCGUCCCCGGGGCCUCUGCGCCUUCUCUCCUGGAUCUGUGCUUUCUCCCGGAACCCUAUUUCCCGUGUCCCC